CUAUUGUAGGAUAAAUGCAACACGAGCUCAACUGUGACUGAUCUGACCGUUACUGAUAGGACACGAGAAGGAUGGCAGGAUUGUGGUUCGAUGUUUGACAAUGUGAAGAGGAUCACCAUACAGGUACGGGGCAUGAUCAGAUGUGACGUCAUCGAGAGGAUCCAUCUACCAGCAGCGACAGAGCUCACCAUUCAAACAUAUGAGUAUGCUAGGGAACCGGCUUCUCUCCACGAUGAUCCAACUUUACUCCCCAGUGCUAUUCACAAGGUCUCACCUCAGCUUGUCAAGGUCACAUUCACAGAUCUCAACAUCGGUAACAGUGAGAUUAGAGACAUCAUUCAAUCUUUUAGAUCAUCGGAGGACCUCAAACAUCUGAAGAUCCUAAGAUUCAUAAGAUGUGGGACCGAUGAGAGUUUAUAUUCUUCUUGUAUUGACUCCAAUGGUGAACACAAGAUACAGGUGGAGAUAGAACUUGACAAACCAGAGGGGUAA
This is a messenger RNA of Lytechinus variegatus (green sea urchin), 492 nucleotides long. RefSeq lists its product as uncharacterized. Bases 91 to 492 code for a protein of 133 amino acids. NCBI's taxonomy places the organism in Eukaryota, Metazoa, Echinodermata, Echinoidea, Temnopleuroida, Toxopneustidae. The record is from RefSeq and is a predicted model, not a curated record. The transcript has 2 exons.